Molecule: messenger RNA, 2835 nt
Organism: Punica granatum (pomegranate)
Lineage: Eukaryota; Viridiplantae; Streptophyta; Magnoliopsida; Myrtales; Lythraceae
Source: RefSeq, a predicted model, not a curated record
UCUCCCCUUCCAACAUCUACCCCUUCUCCCCCACACACUCACGUGUCAGUUGUCAGGGGCUUUGAUCCUCUCAUGUCUCUCUUUUAAUUAGUUAGGCUCCUCUUCCAUGUCACACUCUCAGUAAGUACUCCUCUACUUCCCCCACCGUCCUUCUUCCUCCUAAAGACAUACACAGAACCACCUCGUUCUUCACUGUCCCUUCCUUCCUUCCUUCCUUCCUUCCGCCUCUCUUUCAAUGGUAGAAUCCCGGAACGGUGUGAGCCGGAACAGAUUGACCCCGAGGAACAGCCUCUGCUUCCUCUUUUUCCUGUUUCUAGCAGUCCCAAUUGCGCCCUCCUCAUCGUCCCGUGAAUGGGACGGCGUAAUCGUGACCCAGGCGGACUACCAGGCCCUCCUGGCCAUCAGGAGCGAGCUCGUCGACCCCCACGGGGUCCUCCGGAGCUGGAAUGGUAGCGCGCUCGGGGCCUGCUCUGGUGGCUGGGCUGGGAUCAAGUGCGCCCAAGGGCAGGUCAUCGUGAUCCAGCUCCCCUGGAAGGGCCUUGGUGGCCGCAUCUCCGAGAAGAUCGCCCAGCUCGGGGCGCUCCGCAGGCUCAGCCUCCACGACAACUCCCUCACCGGCGUGGUCCCCCAGUCCCUCGGCUUCCUCCCUUACCUCCGUGGUGUCCACCUCUUCAACAACCGCCUCUUGGGCUCGGUCCCGCCCUCGCUCGGUAACUGCCCCCUCCUCCAGGCUCUCGACCUGAGAAACAACCUCCUCUCGGGGCCGAUCCCCCCCGCCAUUGCAAACUCCACCAAGUUGAUGCGACUCGAUUUGAGCUCCAACUCCCUCACCGGGUCUAUCCCGGUUGGCCUGACCCGAUCCCCUUCCAUUGCAUUCCUCGCCCUUGAGCGCAACAACCUGUCUGGCCCUAUACCUGACUCGUGGGGUGGAGUCGGAAAUAGCACUUAUCUGCUUACCACCUUGACCCUCGAUCACAAUCGUAUCUCGGGGUCGAUCCCGCCCUCUUUGGGCAAGUUAGGCUUGCUCCAAAAGCUUUCAAUGAGCCAUAACCAGAUUGGUGGAGCAAUACCUGACGAGCUCGGGCGUCUCUCGAGGCUCCGAGAGCUGGAUCUCUCAUUCAAUUCUGUCAACGGGAGCUUGCCGGCUAGCUUUCCGAACAUGUCCUCUCUUGUAGUCCUAAAUUUAGAAGGGAACCAACUGAGGGGCCUACUCCCCGAUGCCCUGGACCGACUCCUGAACCUCUCGAUGCUCAACUUAAGUAACAAUAAGUUCCAAGGUAAAAUCCCGUCGACUAUCGGGAAUAUGUCUAGCAUUUCCAAACUCGAUCUAUCCGAGAACAACUUCACUGGUGAAAUCCCUUCCUCACUGCAAAAUCUGGCCAAUCUCAAUUCUUUUAAUGUCUCCUACAACAACCUCUCCGGUCCCGUCCCCUCCCGUCUCUCCGAGAAGUUCAAUGCCAGCUCAUUCGUCGGGAACAUCCAGCUCUGCGGGUACAGCAGUUCGACUCCAUGCCCGAAUUCUCCUCCCCCACAGAGCUCCAUAUCCCCCUCGGCGGAGCCAUCCAUGGGGUCCAGGAAACGGAAGUUGACCACGAAGGACAUUAUCCUCAUAGCCGCAGGGAUUCUCCUCGCCAUCCUGCUUGUCCUCUGUUGCAUUGUGCUCUGCUGCUUGUUCCGAAAGAAGGCUGCAGCCAAGAAGAAGAAUGGGAAGCCUCCGGCAUCGACGGCUAUAUCGGAGAAGGCUGGUUCUUCAGGCAUGGAAGUUGAAUCGGGAGGCGACGCUGGCGGUAAGUUGGUCCACUUCGACGGGCCAUUUGUGUUCGCAGCUGAUGAUUUACUGUGUGCGACCGCGGAGAUCAUGGGGAAGAGCAGUUAUGGCACAGCAUAUAAGGCGACGCUAGAGGAUGGUCACCAAGUAGCUGUGAAGAGGUUGAGGGAGAAGACCACUAAGAGCCAGAAAGAGUUCGAGAACGAAGUUGCUGUGCUCGGGAGGAUUCGGCACCCGAACCUGUUAGCUCUCCGGGCUUACUAUCUUGGCCCGAAGAGAGAGAAGCUCCUCGUCUUCGAUUACAUGCCCAAAGGGAGCCUCGCAUCGUUUCUUCAUGCACGGGGCCCUGAGACAAGCAUCGACUGGCCAACUCGGAGGAGAAUAGCCAUCGGGGUGGCGCGGGGGCUGAACCACCUCCACACCCAGGAGAACAUGGUCCAUGGGAACCUCACAUCGAGCAAUGUCCUCCUAGACGAGCAGGUUAAUGCCCACAUAGCCGACUAUGGCCUAUCCCGGCUCAUGAGUGGUGGCGCCGCCACCAUGGUCGCCACUGCAGGAGCAUUGGGCUAUGCGGCUCCAGAACUUUCCAAGACCAAGAAGCCGACCAACAAAACCGACGUCUACAGCCUUGGCGUCAUUGUGCUCGAGCUCCUUACCGGGAAGUCCCCGAGCGAGGGCACCAGCGGGAGGGACCUGCCCCAGUGGGUGGCAUCACUCGUGAAGGAGGAGUGGACCACCGAGGUGUUCGAUCUGGAGCUGAUGAGGGACGCCACAGCCAUCGGGGACGAGCUACUCAACACCCUGAAGCUAGCCCUGCACUGCGUCGAUCCUUCCCCCACAUCCCGUCCCGAGGUUCAGGAGGUCCUCCAGCAGCUGGAGGAGAUCAUGCCCGAGGCAUCCGCGGAACCUGGGAACGAAGGGACCGAGGUUCCGGCACCAAUGGUCGAAUAAAUCAACCAGUUGGGUGUUCUAUUCUCAAUUAGUCCAGGUUGCAAAAUUCUUUGAUUGCUUAUUUAGUUGUCAGUGUCUGUAUAUAAAUCGUAUUGGGUUCAUGCUUUCAUUCAUCA